Diabrotica virgifera virgifera (western corn rootworm) is the source of this 5122-nucleotide messenger RNA. RefSeq names its product WW domain-containing adapter protein with coiled-coil homolog (gene wcy). The record is from RefSeq and is a predicted model, not a curated record. The transcript has 10 exons. Gene Ontology annotation, biological process: positive regulation of TORC1 signaling; regulation of autophagy. Lineage: Eukaryota; Metazoa; Arthropoda; Insecta; Coleoptera; Chrysomelidae. Bases 268 to 1986 code for a protein of 572 amino acids. Gene Ontology annotation, molecular function: chromatin binding; RNA polymerase II complex binding. Gene Ontology annotation, cellular component: nucleus.
CUAUCAGUAUAAAUCAAUUUUUUUGCUUUUAUGGACUGCAGGACUGCGAUAAAUAAAAGAUUGAAAACCGGGCAAAUGUCAAUGUACUAUCGGAAAACUAUGAAAAGUUGACAUGGCAACAUUGGCGAUUUGUUCCCUUAUGUGACAUGGCGUCUGAUAGAAAAGUUUCUUCGUAGAGAAAUUGAAGCGUUAUUAUUGUUUUUAUGACAUCAUUUGGAAAAACGGCUUAUCGUAGAAGCCACAAGUAUUUUCUAGAGAUUUGCAUUGAUGGUAAUGCAUGCAAGGAAAACUCAGCGGAUGAACGAUGGGUACUUCGAGAAGCACCAAGCCCAUCCGUAUCAGAGUUCGAAGUACAGUUCAUCGAAGAGUUAUGGAUCGAGUAGUGACAGAUAUGAGAGGAUUCGGGAUUCACCCAAUGGCAAUUACAGGUCGGACAGUCCGGACUCUCAAUCGCCCAGGGACCGUGACAGAUCUUAUCAAUCGAAAAACUCCUAUCUACAGAAAAUCCGUGAAAAGGAGAGAGAAAAUAGAGACUAUAAGAUGUCGAGGGAUAAGUAUUCAGAUAGUGCCAGGUCACCAAAGGACAAGCGUAGUAGAGAUGAACAUAGGAUGGGAUCUGAUAGAAAUGAUGAAAAAAGUAUCUUGCAUCCGAUAAAAUCUUCUCAAUUAUCGUCAAGGGAUAGAAAGCCGAUGCAUAAUAAUUGUGUAGAUAAGAGAGAUGACAGAGACAGAAUAGUAAGAGUAGGGGAUUGGUCUGAACAUGUCAGUUCAUCUGGUAAGAAGUAUUAUUAUAAUUGCAAAACAGAAGUAUCCCAGUGGGAGAAACCAAGAGAAUGGAUAGAAAGGGAACGAGAUCGUGAUCGAUUUAGAAAUAGGGAUCGAGAUAGAGAUUCAGAUAGGAGUUACAGCAGUUGUAGCCGUUCAAAUUUGAGACAUGAGAAACAUUCCAACUCACGGGCGGCUAACAGCAGUAGCAGCACGAGCACUAAAGAACACAGUCGUGAAAGUGCAACUGUCAGUCGACAUUGGAGUAGUAGCAGUAGCCGAGAUGACGGGGACACAUCCUCUAAGGAUUCUUCUCGAUUGUCUCAGAAACAUGCCGAAGAUAGUGUUCAGGCUACGCAAGAUAUGGAUAUAUCGCCGGGAGACAGUACACCCACAUCAGAAAUUUCAUAUUCAACUAGUACAUCUCAACAGGCACCAGACCAAACAAAUACAAUAGGGCCAGUACUGUUAGCAAACGCCCUACCGAAGCUUAUCUCCCAUCCGAUCCAUAUACCAUCAAAUCCACUAGUGAGGACGGAGUUAUCACCGCAAAACACGCCAGUUCCAUCAACUGUAACAAUCUCAAAUACCCCAGGACCACCAGUGAGUCUAACAUUGACUACAUCCUUACCAAGGAUGGUAUCCCAGAGUACGCCGACUUCUGAAAAUUCUGAGAAAGGAGUACUUCAAAGACCUCCAAUUAUGACAACUACCGUUACAUCCAUCGGGGACAGUGCAGUGCUUACUACUCUAAGUGUGGACACUAAUCAUUCGGGAAGUGUUGUUGAGGGGCCACCUACGCCUACUCACUCUGAAACACCGGAUUGUGCAAAGGCUGCAGUAGUACCUGUGAGUAGUCCCCCUGGAACUUUACAAACACUGCAGGGUGUAUCUAGUUCUUUACAAGCCUUACGACCACAAGGGCCCACAAUUACACCUUCAUUAGUUAAUCAUUAUAGAGAUGAUCUAGUUAAUCAUGUAAGGGGAUGGCCGGCCGAGUUGUUAGAAAAACAGGCUCAAAAGUUGGCAGAAGAAGCGCAUAUAAUGGGCAGUAUACAAUGUUCCAAGGUUUCAGCCGAACUCAAAUCUGCAAGGUCAAUAGUUCGACUUACAGAAAUACAAGCAACUUUACAAGAACAGAGAAUAUUAUUUUUACGUCAGCAAAUAAAGGAAUUAGAAGAGUUAAAGUCACAAAAUUCGUUUAUGUCGGACGAUACUUAGUAGUCAAAUAUCACAAGAUUUUAGUCAUUAUUGUCAACAAGUUAACUUGAGUGGAAAAAAACCAUUUGUGUUGUUUUUUAAGCCGAUCAGAUCUUCUUUUGAUCGGCGUCCAUUUCUACGAUAUAAGUUUAAGUCCUACUAGUAGGGUGUUUUUGUAAAAACAAAAAGAGAAAACAACUUAGAGUGUAAUGUUCGAUUUUUUGUUGAAAAUAUAGCAGUUAUUGACGGGGUUAACUUUAGAUUUAAGCCUUUAAUGAGGAUAUCGCUUACUGAGCACUUUACGUAUGUUAAUUUAUAAACAAAUUCAAUAUUUUUAAGUCAUAAGACUUUUGCAUGGUUGGGAGUGAAAUAGUCUGAGAGCCAAGGGGUUGAGUAUGCAUUGUAUUACUCAACCCCUCUCUGGCUUCCAGACUAAAAGGGGUAUUUUAAAUAACUUCUUCAUAUAUUAGGUCACUGUUCGUAAAGUACCAUUGUGUACAUAUAAAAUUAUAUUUUAUGUUUCUAUGUGCACACUAAUUUUAUCUUAUUAUUUAUGUAUAAAACAAUUACAGGCGCCGAGGUGCUUAGUGGCAAUUAAUUUUUAAUAUGGAUACCAGUGCGGAAAGUUUAUGGCAUAUAGACUAUUUAAAAUAUUGACAUUGACAUUUCUAUGUUCCCUGUAUACUUUGAUUUUAUAAUAAAAGACAGUCACUGUGUGACAGUUCUGUCACUGUGUUCGUCACUCUUGAAAAUAAGUUUCGUUGACGUUUAAAUUUCAAAAAAAGCCUUAUUUUUAACUGCGAAUAUCCCUUCCCCUUUCAUUCGACGUCUCAUACGUCACUUGAUGAGAACCUAAAAUAAGAUUUGACAGACCGAAAAGAAUAGGCGUGGGCCUUUGUGACGUCAUUGAGCGUCGUUCUCAUUGGCGGACGUGGCUUGUGGAGGGUGGAGGUUUUGGUGGGCGAGUGACGUCAUGGCUGUCUAUCUCAACCGACUCAUACUUUGCUGACUCCUACUUUCUCCAACAAACACUUCAAAUCUGGACCCAUCACUCCAUUGUAUUGCAUCACAUCGUGAAUGUAUACAAUCUUUAUGUUCUUUUCGCCAUUUUAACGUAUUUUCUCUUGUUGUAAUAUUAAAGAUGGCUUUUACUCUGUGUAGACUGACGUUAACAGACCUUUUUUAGUCUCAUAUGUCUGAAUGAACAGUUUUAUUGUCAACAAUUAUUUUGGAUAGUGUAUAUAAAUAUUAAAGGACAUAGUAAGUAGUAUUGUAAAUAUAUAUAAGUAUAAAAAUUCCUGAUCAUGCAAAUCGGUGUAUAGUUGUCGGAAAUUUAUAGCGUUUGUCGUAUUGAUGAUAAUUUAAUUUAACAAUGAACGAAAUUCUUUUCCUACGAUAUAUACGACAUGUAAAGAAAGGUCUGUGUAUUUUAGUAGUUCAAAAAAGUCUAGGACAAAGACUUUACGCGACUAUAUUUCUUUCGCUUGGUUCACUCAUCAUUCACUUUACCUAGUUUGUAUAGAUGGAUUAUUAAACGACAAUGUCCAGUCAUCAUUUCAUUGACCGUUUUGAUCUUGUGUAUUGAGGUUCAUCAAACUGUUCGAGAGUUUUUUUAUCAAUAUUCUUGACUAUUUUGUUAGUCUGGAUUUGCCCUUGAGUGGUUCUACAUUUCUUUGGAUGAUUCAUUAUCAGCCAUUUCUGAACCUCGUGUUUCGUAGCAUCUUUAGUGAUGCCAUAGAAAGGUUCUGGCAUUUUACCAACAUAUCUGCUCGUUCGUUCCUAUGCACCCCUUCAUGAUUCGGCAUCCAUUUUAAAGACACUUUAUUGUCUUUUGCCAGGUUGUUGAGGAGAUCUUUGCAGUUUCUCACCAGUUUUGAUUUCGUGAGUGGGUUCCUUAGUGCCAGAAUAACCGCUUGGUUAUUUGUGUAAAUGUUGAUUCUCUUAGCUUUAGGGUCUUCAUCAAUGGAGGCCACCAAAGCAAAAACCUCAGUCUGGGGCCUGAUUCUAAUUAAUUGCGAGGUCGCAAUAUAAUUUCGACUCCGCCAUGAUGGUCGCAAGUUAUAGCGAUUCUUAUUAAUUUCGACAUUAGUUACAACUGGGGAUAUUAACGUUAUCAUUUUGACACUGCUCAAAAUUUGGGUUGGCGCUCCGGUUUAUUGGAUUUAUUGGCUACGCAACCACCACAACAUUUGUUGAUAGUCUGGGAAAAUUAUCGAAAAAAUGCCAUUUUUGGGAAAAGUUAUUUACCAGCUAUUUUAUUGCUAAAAUAGAAUCUUAAGAUUGCAUAUAUUAGUAAUAUGGGGUAUGACAAGUCCGUAGAAAGUGUGUUAUUUUAUUUAUAAAUAAACUAGCACUCCUAAAUCUUCUUUUUUUUGAUUAGUGCUCUGUAACUCCCAAGAUUUUUCCUUUAAACCAAAAACACUCAAAUAAAAAUUCACCGUAAUUUAGUUCUAGUAAGUUUUUUUUCCGAUUUCCUUCAACAAAAAUUUUACUUGAAAAUCCGAGUUUUCUCAAAAAAAUCUGCAAUUCUCAAUUAAAAUUUUAGGGAAGUAAUUAUUUAUCACGCAAACAAUCGAAAAAAGUUACGAACAUGGCAUAGAGCUGCACAUAUUGUUUAUUGAUUUCCAACAGGCUUUCGACAGCAUCUACAGAAAACAGCUAUUAAAAGAAAUGAAAAAUAUGAAUAUAUCUGCAAAAUUAAUAAGAUUGACCAGAAUGACAAUGAAGGACUCAACAGCAAAGGUUAAAACAGUGGAUGGUGAAACAAAGAAUAUCAACAUAGAACAUGGGGUAAGACAAGGCGACAGUCUAUCAACAACUCUCUUUAAUAUAGCCUUGGAGGGAGUAAUUAGAAACACAGGACUAACAAAAAAGACAAUAAUCCAAAGCUCUACACAAAUAAUAGGGUAUGCAGAUGACCUAGGAUUGAUAGCCCGCGACAAGAGAAGCCUAGAAGAUGCAUUGCUAACAUUGACAAGAGAAGCAAAAAUCAGGGGGUUAAUAAUUAACCAGAAAAAAACAAAAUACUUAAUAAGUACGAGAACUCAAGACCAAAUAAAAAGAAUAAAAGAAAUAAGAAUUAGUGAUAAUGUAUUCCAAAGGGUUGACUGCUUUAAAUACUUAGGAGUGAUAGUAGAUGGUCAAAACAGAAGAAGCA